Microtus ochrogaster (prairie vole) is the source of this 3271-nucleotide messenger RNA. It is a transcript of the gene Rap1gap, whose product is annotated as RAP1 GTPase activating protein. Gene Ontology annotation, biological process: regulation of small GTPase mediated signal transduction. Gene Ontology annotation, cellular component: cytoplasm; membrane. The record is from RefSeq and is a predicted model, not a curated record. Gene Ontology annotation, molecular function: GTPase activator activity. NCBI's taxonomy places the organism in Eukaryota, Metazoa, Chordata, Mammalia, Rodentia, Cricetidae.
CCCCGAACUGCGGCGGCGGUGGUGGCGGCGGCGGUGGCGAGCGCGUCCCGGCAGAGCUGCAGCAGCAGCUGAGGGCACCGGAGUGCCAAGCCCAGGACGCCCCGGCCGAGGCCCCCGGAAGAGUGAUGGCCAGAAGCAGCGCUUCCCUCAGGCAUUAGACCUGUUCCUGGUGGACUCAGCUCCUUCCCUCCCUGCCUCAUCUUACCCUAAGAACACAGAUCUGUUUGAGAUGAUUGAAAAGAUGCAGGGCAGCAGGAUGGAUGAACAGCGAUGCUCCUUCCCACCACCUCUCAAAACGGAGGAGGACUACAUUCCCUACCCAAGUGUCCAUGAGGUUCUGGGGCGAGAAGGGCCCUUCCCCCUCAUCCUCCUGCCCCAGUUUGGGGGCUACUGGAUUGAAGGCACCAAUCAUGAAAUCACCAGCAUCCCUGAGACAGAGCCUCUGCAGUCUCCCACCACCAAGGUCAAACUGGAGUGCAACCCCACAGCACGCAUCUACCGGAAGCACUUUCUGGGCAAGGAGCACUUCAAUUACUAUUCUCUGGACACUGCUCUUGGCCACCUGGUCUUCUCUCUCAAGUACGACGUCAUCGGGGAUCAAGAGCACCUGCGGCUACUGCUUAGGACCAAGUGUCGGACCUACCAUGACGUCAUUCCCAUCUCCUGCCUCACUGAGUUCCCCAAUGUGGUCCAGAUGGCAAAGUUGGUAUGUGAAGAUGUCAACGUGGAUCGAUUUUACCCUGUGCUCUACCCCAAGGCCUCCAGGCUCAUCGUCACCUUUGAUGAACACGUUAUCAGCAAUAACUUCAAGUUCGGAGUCAUUUAUCAGAAGCUGGGGCAGACGUCUGAAGAGGAACUCUUCAGCACCAAUGAGGAAAGCCCCGCCUUCGUGGAGUUCCUUGAGUUUCUGGGCCAGAAAGUCAAAUUGCAGGACUUCAAGGGGUUCCGAGGAGGCCUGGACGUGACUCACGGGCAGACCGGGACCGAGUCCGUGUACUGCAACUUCCGCAACAAGGAGAUCAUGUUUCACGUGUCCACCAAGCUGCCAUACACAGAAGGGGACGCCCAGCAGUUGCAGCGGAAGCGGCAUAUUGGAAACGACAUCGUCGCCGUGGUCUUCCAGGAUGAGAACACACCCUUCGUGCCGGACAUGAUUGCAUCCAACUUUCUGCACGCCUACGUAGUGGUGCAGGCAGAGGGGGGCGGCCCCGAUGGUCCCCUCUACAAGGUCUCUGUCACCGCAAGAGAUGACGUGCCCUUCUUUGGCCCCCCCCUCCCGGACCCUGCUGUGUUCAGGAAGGGGCCUGAGUUCCAGGAAUUUCUGCUGACGAAGUUGAUCAACGCUGAGUAUGCUUGCUAUAAAGCAGAGAAGUUUGCCAAACUGGAGGAGCGGACGCGUGUUGCCCUUCUGGAGACACUCUAUGAGGAACUCCACAUCCACAGCCAGUCCAUGAUGGGCCUGGGUGGCGACGAUGAUAAGAUGGAGAACGGAAGCGGUGGCGGCGGCUUCUUCGAGUCUUUCAAGAGGGUCAUCCGGAGCCGGAGCCAGUCCAUGGAUGCCAUGGGACUGAGCAACAAGAAGCCCAACACCGUGUCUACGAGCCACAGUGGGAGCUUCACCCCCAACAACCCUGACCUGGCCAAGGCAGCUGGAAUAUCAUUGCUUAUUCCCGGGAAAAGCGCGAGUAGAUUCGGACGCCGGGGCAGCGCCUUAGGCAUAGGAGCUGUGGAAGAGUCCCUGAUUGUCCCUGGGAAGAGCCCCACAAGGAAGAAGUCUGGUCCAUUUGGCUCCCGCCGCAGCAGCGCCAUUGGCAUCGAGAACAUACAGGAGGUGCAGGAGAAGAGGGAGAGCCCUCCAGCUGGUCAGAAGACCCCAGACAGCGGGCAUGUCUCACAGGAGCCCAAGUCAGAGAACUCUUCCACUCAGAGCUCCCCGGAGAUGCCCACAACUAAGAACAGAGUGGAGUCGGCUGCCCAGAGAGCGGAAGCGCUGCAAGGCUUUUCCAGAUCCUCAUCCAGUGCCAGCAGCUUCGCCAGCGUGGUGGAGGAGACGGAAGGUGUGGACGGCGAUGACACAGGCCUGCACAUGGCUGGACGACAGUGUGAGCACCGCGAGCGGGGGCAGCUCUCCAGUGAGGUGGCUCCCUCCUGCCCCCUUUCCCAGGCCUCACACGAUCACCCCACCCAGACGCCGGCAAGUCGGGGGACCCUGCGUGUCCCGAGAUCAAGAUCCAACUGGAAACAUCUGAGCAGCACACACCCCAGAUGGGCUGCUAGCUGCCACCUCAUCAGAAGGCGGGACUGAGCAGAUGAGGCCUCAGAAGCACAAGGAGAAGAUGCUGCACCACAUCCAGGCAGCUGGUCCUCUGCCCCACAGCCACCCCAGCCCCUGGUACUCCUGCCUCCAACCCCCCUGGCCCACCCAUCUGGGCUGUCUCCGCAGGGCGGAGCCAUCCAGAGCUGGGAGUGGAUGCUGCCGGCAUCACCCCACCCCCCACCCCAGACUGGGGCUCUGGGUGUGGGCAGGGACUUUGGCCCUGGAUUGCCCCUACCUGGGCCUCGUCCCCUGGAUUCCCUUGUGGAGUCCUGGGGAGCAGAGUAGGAGGAGAGGGAACAUGGCGAGCACACACUCCACCGUAGAAGCAGCAGGUGUGCAGAGUGUUCAGAGGGAGCACUGAGCAGGGAGUCCUGUGGGGCUUCUGCUGUGGGACCUUGGGCAAGGCACUCUCCUUCCCGGGGCAUCUCUGCUGCAAGUGGACAAGACUAUUUUAGAGGUCACUGAAGACCCAUUUCAUGCACCCGCCCUGAAGGGGGCCAUUAGUCCUCCUGGGGACCUCCUAUUAUACCAACUGCUUCCUGAGGCCCCAGGUGGGCUAAAGGGCUGGGGCUGUUGUACCUGUCACCUUUCCUGAGCCCCCAGCUUUACCACAGACCUGCCAACGUCCUGUCACUGCCUCCACACGAUGGCCAAGUGUCCCCUGUUGGGAAGAGGGUCCUCCCUGGCUCCUCAUCCAGCACCCAGCUUAACCCUGCCACCCCACGCUCCUGGGCGUUCUGGGCUGAGGGGUCUCAGCUGGUCUGGAGUGCAGGCCAUCCCCUUCCCACCACUGCAGUGGCAGGGGCUGCCAGGCAUAGCUGCUGUGAGCCACGUCUGUGUGUGUGUAUCCGUUCACUAUUAGGAGCCAUGCCCCAACACCCACUUUGGAAGCCCUGUGGCUACAUGUAUGUCGGUAAGGGUUGUACAAAAUAAAUUCUAUUUAUCGCUAUUGUA